UGUGACGUAGCAAAUGGUUCUUUGAAGUUUGAAUAUGCUUCGCGUUUUGUUAUGCUGCGACCCUCCUUCAUACUACUGAAUCGACCUACGACGAUCCGACAGGACUUGCUGCCUCGACAACUGUCUACACUCAAAUCAAGGAGUCCUUCUAACCAUCGCUAUAAUACGACAUCCUCAUGGGCAAUACACUGGAAGAGAUCCAAGCUAGGGUCGCUGCGGCAAAGGCGAAGCUGGAGGCGGAUCUGGCAUUGCGGGCGAGGCAGCAACAGCAAGGACAACAAUCGCACGUUCAGACUACUACAGCAGCAGCUGCGACGACAGCGGCAAAACCAGCAGGAUUAUCGGCUGCUGAACUGAUCCGUCAGCGUAUCGAUGCUCUUAAACCCAAGCUUCAGAGCCUCAAUGCUGCAAAGGCGACUGCGCCCGUAUCAGCAGCGCCAGCACCAGCGCCGGUACAGGUGGAUCCUAGAGCCCGUGGAGGAUUGGGCGUCGAUCUCAGUUCGAUGAUCUCAAGGGAUGAAGCAGGAAACUUGAUAAUUAAUGCGGUGACUUCUGGAAAGACUGUCAAGGCACCAUCCUUCGCCACGGCCAAGAUUAACCAAAAGCCAGAAGCAAAGAAGGAACUGAAGAUGCUGGAUGUUCCUGAGGAGUUUACGAAUCCGGAGAAGAACCCAUACUAUGAUCCAAAUUUGGCAGCAGCACCGAAGGAGCGCCGGGCAAGGCCGCUCAAGUUUGCGCCGAAGGGCAAGUUCAAGGGCAUUGCGAAUCAGAUGCGGGCGGAACAAAGGAUUGAACAGCUCAGGAAGGAGAUCGAACAAGGUGGACAGGCCAACGUACAGGAGGAAGACAUGCAGAUGAAGGAUGGUUUCACCAAGCGCGAGACAUUGAAAGAUGGCGUGGAAUGGUGGGAUGCGGCCUUUUUGCCUAACAAAACCUAUGACGACCUAGCACAAGGGCACGCCAGCAUCGAGACCGAGGAUUCACUGAUCACACUUUAUAUUCAACACCCCGUACCGAUCGAACCUCCAAACGAGGCUGCUCAUGCUGCCAGUGCAAAACCCCGCCCACUCAUGCUGACGACCAAAGAACGCAAGAAGCUGAGGCGACAGAGGCGAAAGGAGUUGCUCAAAGAAAAGCAGGAUAAGGUCCGGUUAGGACUGUUACCUCCGGAUGCACCGAAGGUCAAGUUGGCGAACAUGAUGAGGGUCUUGGGACAGGAAGCGGUGCUGAACCCGACGGAGGUUGAGAUGAAAGUCCGGCAACAAGUCGCGGCUCGGUUGCAGGGACAUUUGGAUAUGAAUGCAGAGAGGAAACUGUCGGCGGAGGAACGGAAAGCCAAGGAGCAGAAGAAGAAGGAGGAGGAUGUCUCCAAGGGAAUCUAUGUCAACUUGUACAAGAUUAAUGACUUGUCACAUCCACAGAAAAAGUUCAAGGUCGACAAGAACGCCGGGCAACUCGGAUUGACGGGGAUCGUGCUCAUGUACCCAACGUUUACGAUGGUCGUUGUGGAAGGUGGACAUAAGGCCAUCAACCAGUACAAGAAAUUGAUGCUCCGGAGAAUUGACUGGACGGACAAUACACGACUGGACGGCACAGAGACGACGGAAUCAACGAUCGACAACAAGUGUCUCUUGGUCUGGGAGGGACAGCUGAGGGAGCGUCAGUUCAAGAAGUUUCAGUUUAUCAAGUCGAGGACGGAUGCGCAGCUCAAGGAGACGCUGGCACGAUUUGGAGUGCAGCAUUAUUGGGACCAGGCGCUUGGAUUCAAAGAGGACGAUAUGCUGGGCGCACAGGUCACUCUUUAAAAAAAUAAAAAGUUCAACCCGAUUUUGCGAAAAAAA
Molecule: messenger RNA, 1841 nt
Organism: Gamsiella multidivaricata
Lineage: Eukaryota; Fungi; Mortierellomycota; Mortierellomycetes; Mortierellales; Mortierellaceae
Product: pre-mRNA processing factor 3-domain-containing protein
Exons: 5
Coding region: 177-1805 (542 amino acids)
Biological process (GO): mRNA splicing, via spliceosome
Cellular component (GO): U4/U6 x U5 tri-snRNP complex
Source: RefSeq, a predicted model, not a curated record